Blepharisma stoltei is the source of this 396-nucleotide messenger RNA. The record is from the annotation of a GenBank genome assembly. NCBI's taxonomy places the organism in Eukaryota, Ciliophora, Heterotrichea, Heterotrichida, Blepharismidae.
AUGCUUAGUUGUUCUACUCAGUUUAGAUGAAAGAUUUCCCAGAGUGACAAUUUUCAGAUUUUUAGCUUGGCUUGCAGACUAUUUAAUGCCUAUUUUAGGCAAUUUGUGCUUUAUCCCCUUUGUUUCGAUGUGCUUGAAUGUAUUUAUGUGCGACCAUUCUAUUGGAGAUGGCUUUACUGACAGUUUUCUUGCUGCUGACUGUUAUUAUUUUUGCUGGAAAGACGAGCACCUAAUAUAUGCCAUUUUUUCUUUUAUUGCCCUCUUAUGCUAUGAACCACUGGCUGUUCUGUGCAGGCCUUUGUGGCAAGAAUUGCAGCACAUGGUGCAUAUACAUACAGCUCCUCCGUUUUUAAUGGUAAAAACUGUGUUUCAAGUCAUAUUUAUAGUCAUGAAUAA